Messenger RNA from Trichoderma breve, 414 nucleotides. RefSeq lists its product as uncharacterized. Bases 1 to 414 code for a protein of 137 amino acids. NCBI's taxonomy places the organism in Eukaryota, Fungi, Ascomycota, Sordariomycetes, Hypocreales, Hypocreaceae. The transcript has 2 exons. The record is from RefSeq and is a predicted model, not a curated record.
AUGCCCGUAAUUGAUCAGCUCCUAGAGCUGUUGAGAAACCAGGAGCUGAUGGCAGCUUUGAUGGCGCCAACGACACGUGAGCAGGCGGCCGCUCGCCGAGGGCGUGGCCGAGGUCGUAGCCGUGGCCAAGGAGCAGGCCCUGUUCGUUUUCGCGGUGGGAUCGUGAGGAUCCCAGGUGUUCGUGACGGUAGCAGAGGGGGCGCCGUUGUGUCCACCCAGGGCCAGCAGCAGCAGCAUCAGCAUCAGCAACAGCAGGCUCAGGCACAAGCCCAAGCCCAGGCACAAGCCCAAGCUCAGGCUCAAGCUCAAGCUCAGGCGCAAAAACAAGAAGAAGAAGAAGAAGAACAAGGACAAGGACAAGGACAAGGACAAGAAGCUGGAGAAGGAGAACAGAGAGUCACCAGUUGGUGGUGA